CUACACACACACAGAUACAAAUACACACGCACACAACACACAUUGAUACGCGUUCGUCAUCAGUCGCCUCCUCCACUGCCCUGCCGCUGCCGCUGCCGCCUGCCUCUGCAGUUGGUCCCCGUGGCUCCUGGGCCCUUGCCAUUGUGACAUUUGAUUUAUUUGACGUGUGUGUGUUUUUGAUAGAAGCUCAACACGAAACUGACACGUUCACACAAACACACUCACACACACGUACGCGUGAGGAAAGGCUCUGCCGCUGACGCUGCUUCUGCUGCCUCUGCUGCCACCCCCCACCCAACACCCUGCUCUUCGCUGUGUGCUUAAGAAUUUCGAAUUUCUUGUGGCGAACAAAAAUAAAAUUCAACGCGUUUUUCGCAUAUGUUUCUUCGAACAAAAAGUGUGACACAAACAAAUACAGAAAACAACAAAAACAACAACAACAAAAAGUAAACCGAACCGCACCGCAGCUAUCGGCGCUAUCAAUGGCAGCGACGAAAUUAAUUACCAAACAACAGUAAUCUUAAAUAGUUCUAUAAUUAAAUAAAUAAUAUUUGAAAGAAAAGUGAAACAACCCAAAACAAAAAAAUAAAAAUAAUAAUUGCUGCCACAAAAUGAUGCUGCACGAGGCUGUCAUGCUGGAGAUCUAUCGCCAGGCAUUGAGUGCAAGCGAAUUGGCCAGUCCGCGUUGUCAGUCCCGCGAAUCGAAUGCCUCGGCGGGCGCAGCACCUGGCGAUGGCCGGUGUCCGUCGAACGAGUCGCACUGCUCCGCCAAUGAUUGCCUCACGCCGGCGCCCACACCAACGCCCACACACACGCACACGCACACGCCCACCUCCCCCACCGUGGGACUGCCGCUGACGGCGACACUGGCGCCGGGAGCUGCUGCGGCACUGCUGCCGCCACAAUCGGCGGCGAUGGCCGCAUACCUGGCGGCCGCACAACAGAAUCACCUGCUGCUGACGAAUCCCCUGGCGGCAGCGGCCUCGCUGGUGCAGCAGGCGACGCAACAGGCGGCCGGAAUGGGCUCGCCGGGCAGCCUGGUGGCCGAGGAGGAGGCCCCGGCACUGGAUUUCAGCAGGAAGCGACCCGCCAGCGUGGAGGAGGAGCCGAUGGCCAGCGAUGAGGAGGAGCCGGAGCCGGAGCCAGAGCAGGCCGAAUCGGGCGACAAUGGACCGCUGGAUCUGUCGGUGAGCGCCAGGAAGCGACAGACAACGGUGGAGGAGCGGGAGCGGGAGCGUGAGCGGGAUUCGCCUGUCCGCAAGCUGCCACGUGCCACGGACUACAAAUCGCCGCUGCCGCCGGGCAGCUGGGUGCCACCGCUAAAUCCCUACCUGGCGGCCGUGGCGGCCAAGAAGAUGGCGCCCAGCGAGGCCACCAAAGCGCUGGAGAAGAUGAGCGAAAUGAGCCGCCUGGAGACGCCACCGCCAGUGAGCAGCAGCAGCAGCAGCGGUGGCAGUCACAGUCACAGGAGUGCGGCAGCGUCAGCAGGAGGCGGUGCAGGGGGACGACACAGCGCCUGGCAGUCGCAUUGGCUGAACAAAGGCGCCGAUGCGGCCAAGGAUGUGUUCAAGUGCGUGUGGUGCAAGCAGAGCUUCGCCACUUUGGCCAGCCUCACGACCCACAUGAAGGAGACGCAGCACUGCGGCGUACAGAUACCCUCACCCUCCUCCUCCUCCUCCGGCGCCGCCAACGCUGCCGCUCAGGCCAUGCCCCGCGUGCCCACAUCCACCUCGACAUCGGCAUGCUCCAGCAGCAGCAGCAGCACCUCCACCACAUCCUCAAACUCCUCCAAAUCGGAGCUGAAUAUGCUCAUCAAGGAGACAAUGCCGCUGCCCCGGAAGCUGGUGCGCGGCCAGGACGUGUGGCUGGGCAAGGGCGCCGAGCAGACGCGGCAGAUCCUCAAGUGCAUGUGGUGUGGCCAGAGCUUCCGUUCGCUGGCGGAGAUGACCAGCCACAUGCAGGAGACGCAGCACUACACGAACAUCAUAUCGCAGGAGCAGAUCAUCUCCUGGAAAUCGGGCGACGAACGGGAACGCGACAGACCCAAUGCGCCGCCCAAUGGCAGGGACAGUGGACAAGCAGCAGCAGCAGCAGGAGCAGCGCCUCCGCCAGCCGGCAGCAGUGGCAGCACAGCGGCCAGCGUCAGUGCGGUGCUCACGUGCAAGGUGUGCGAUCAGGCAUUCUCCACGCUCAAGGAUCUCAGCACACACAUGGCCCAGCAGUCGCACUACAAGGACUCGCCCUCGGCCAUGUCCUCAUCCUCCUCGGUGUCGCCGCCAGCGCCGCCUGCCACAGCCACAGGAGCCACAGCAGCAGGCAACAGCAAACGCGGACGUCAGACACGCAAUGAGAAGCGCAAGAAAUCGCUGCCGGUGCGGAAACUGCUGGAGCUGGAGCGUUCCGGCUCCAACUGCAGCCUGGAUUCGGCCCUGAAGCCGUUGAGGGACUUUGCUGCCGCCACGAAAAUCACCUGCGAGAAGUGUGGCAGCAAGAUCGAGACAGCUCUGUUUGUGGAGCAUAUACGCAAGUGCCUGGGCGACAGCAUACCCAUACCACCCAGGCGUACGCAUGGCCAGCAUCAGGCGAUGGCGAUGGAUCGCCUGCCGAGUCCCGGCAUGACGGGCGAGAAGCCGCCGUCCGUGCUGAAUGCCCUGGAGCAGCUGAUCGAGAAGAGUUUCGAGUCGCGGGGAUCGCGCGGCCUGCACCCCGGCGGCGGCGGUGGUUACUCCGACAUGGGCACCCCAUUGGGCGCCAGCAUCCUGAAGCGUUUGGGCAUCGAUGACAGCAGCGACUACACCAAGCCCCUGAUGGAUGCCCAUGCGAUGCACCUGCUGCGCUCCUCUUACGCGUCGCGGGAUCGCAGUGCCAGCGAGUCGAGCAGCGCCAGUCGCGUGGAGUCUGCCUAUACGCCGGACAGGCAGCAGGCCACGCCACGCCGGACACCGGAUACACCGGCGCCAGCGCAAGCUCCUCAGCCGCCGCCGCCGCCAGCAGCAGCGCCAACCAUCAAGGCGGAACCCUUGGAGCUGGAUCAUGGCGAAAUGGAGGCCAGUCCGCGGCAGCACAUCAAUGUGAAGAAGGAGUUUAGCAUGGACUCGGCGGCAGGAAACCUGCGCGAGAGUCCCAGAUCCAGCAGCCAAUCGCCAGCAGCGCAGCCAACGACCGGAGGCACUCAGGACAGUGGCAGCUUAUUGGCCCUGAAUUCGAUGUUUGAUCAGCUGAGUGGCGUGGAAGCGAACAAUAAUAAUAAUAAUACGGGACACUGUUAUAACAACAACAACAAUAAUACGAGCAAUAUUUCCACUAAAAAACCAAAGGCCCAUCCCUUGGCGGCACUGCAGAAACUCUGCGAGACAACAGAUCCACCGGCCUGCAAUACGCGCAGUGCAGCAAGCACCACAACAACAACAGGCGCUGCCACGGCGGGCAUGGGCAACGGUGUCAACGAUCUGGUGGCCUUCAGCUGGGCCUGCAACGAGGCGGUGCUGAGUGCCAGCAGCGGUGGCGCUGGCGAUGCAGCCAUCAUCAAGUGCUCCUUCUGUGAUACGCCGUUCGGUUCGAAGGGCGCCUAUCGCCAUCACCUCUCGAAGGUGCACUUUGUCAAGGACAAUGGCGAGGAUUCACCGACUAUGAAGUCGCCGGGAGCUGCAGCACAGUCACCCAAAUCCCUGCCAAUGGCCUCGCCCAAGCGAUCCGCUUCCAGGAGUCCGGCAGUGGCGGCGGCACAGCAACCAUCGCCAUCGCCCACCAUCAAUCCGUAUGACGAGAGUCCGCAGUCAAAGUUCUUGAAGUACACGGAAUUGGCCAAGCAGCUGUCAUCGAAGAAUGCCUAAAGAGGCGCCGAAUGAGAGUAGUGUGUGGGUCUGUUAAACUAAGAUCUCCGACUAAAUUAAGCAGCGUAGUGAACCGUAGAGAAAAUGUAUUUUAUGCAGCGAAAGCCUCGACAGGCGGACAGAUCUCUUGCAACGGACAUGACUUUUAGUUGGAGUUUUUAAUGGACUCCUAAAAGAUCCCUGAAAAUAUCCAAAAAUUUAUGAAAGAAGCUUCUACUUGCAGACUGUUUCCCUUUCAUUUUAAAUAUUGUGGAAACAAUAUUUUUUCCACAAUCUCUGCCUUAAAAUCGUAACUGGCGGACAGUUCCUAAACCAAUUUCUAGUCCCAAUCUAUGAAAAAAAAAUAUCUACAGCAGCAAGAGAUCUACUAAGUUCUCAAAUGGAGCCAUUUGGAAUUUUUCAUUUAAAAUUUGUUUGCCAAAAUAGUUCCUGUGACGCAAAAUGUUCAAAAACUUCUGUUAACGGACAGGACAGUAAUAUACUUAAUUAUUUAUUAUUAUGUAAUGAAUCUCUUGCAUUAAGCGGACAUAUCAUUUUCAAGUAUAGUCCCCCCUGUUCGCCCUAGAGAGCUUUCACUGUAUUUUAGAGGACAUUUCUUAUUGUGGCCAUAAAUCUGAUUACCAAAAAAAAAAGAACAUUUUUAGUUUUAACAGUAGGCAGGCACUCUCCUAACAUUACCAUUAUUCUGUUGCACAGUGUUAAAUCGCCCCCCACCACCCACCCACAAAAAUAGCAGCUGAGAUUCCUGUUUUGUGCCUUGAUUUCAUUUCAGAGAUCAAUGAAGAGAGUGUGGAGCAAUAACAUUGAGAAUCUGCCAGCUAGUUUACGCUCCCAAAUUGAACGCUCUCAUUAUCUCUCUUGUCUUAUGCAAAGCUCUCUCGCUCUCUGGCGCGGCUCUCCUCUCUCUCUCUCUCUGCACAAUAUAUUUCCCCUACUUGUGCUGAAUAACAUUACAUUUCCCCAGCUGGCCCGCAGUCUGUUUCCCCUUUGUUCCAUAUGCUCUUGUGUUCCAACUCUUGUCGGGUGACGUCACUCUGCUUCUGUGUGUGUGUGUGUGUGUGUGUGUGUGUUUUGUCCGAUUUUAUUGUUUCCCAAUCAGACAGCAUGCCAUCGCAGUCGCACGUGCGAAAUUCAAUUACCACCACUUUGACGAACUGUCCAUCACAAAAAGCGGGCGGGCGGCGUCGCACUCGCACUGCUGCGCGCCAAAGAGAGACAACCAUACAGAGGUGGCGAAGCAAACCGUUUGACGAAAGGCGACGACACGAGUUCGUCAAAGUUGGGAUUGGAUGGAGGCGAGAAAGCAAGAGAGAAAAAACAACAAAGUAGGUGGGGGUGUGAACGAGAGACACAGCAACAGCAACAGCGAGAGAUAGAGAGAGAGAGCGCGAGAUAGAGAAGCAGAACUAUUGAGUGGAACGGGUUUUUCGAGUGCACACUCUUGAGUGCGAAUGAGCGAGGCGGCAUUUGAGUGCAAGAAAAAAUAAUAAAAUACACUUUAAAAAUAAAUAAAACUAUUUUUGUUUACUAUAGCUGGAUCCGAUCGUUCCCCUAGCUAUAUUUUAUUUAUUUUUUUAAAAUUAAUUAAAGCCGCAGUUCCUGGUCAACAAAAAGCGUGCCAAAAACCAAAAUCGAAAUAUUCAAAAAUAAUUAUACAAAUUAAAUCAUUAAAAUUUAAGCAAUUUACAAAAACAAAUGCAACGCAGUAUACGUAAAACUCUUGGAAAAACACUUAAACCUAAACU
Molecule: messenger RNA, 5578 nt
Organism: Drosophila obscura
Lineage: Eukaryota; Metazoa; Arthropoda; Insecta; Diptera; Drosophilidae
Gene: tio
Product: protein tiptop
Exons: 3
Coding region: 612-3833 (1073 amino acids)
Biological process (GO): regulation of transcription by RNA polymerase II
Cellular component (GO): nucleus
Molecular function (GO): DNA-binding transcription factor activity, RNA polymerase II-specific; DNA binding
Source: RefSeq, a predicted model, not a curated record